Malaclemys terrapin pileata is the source of this 5867-nucleotide messenger RNA. It is a transcript of the gene TNK2, whose product is annotated as tyrosine kinase non receptor 2. Gene Ontology annotation, molecular function: protein binding; protein tyrosine kinase activity; protein serine/threonine/tyrosine kinase activity. Gene Ontology annotation, cellular component: extrinsic component of cytoplasmic side of plasma membrane. The transcript has 17 exons. The record is from RefSeq and is a predicted model, not a curated record. Gene Ontology annotation, biological process: negative regulation of epidermal growth factor receptor signaling pathway; signal transduction; regulation of keratinocyte differentiation. Lineage: Eukaryota; Metazoa; Chordata; Testudines; Emydidae. Bases 2494 to 5610 code for a protein of 1038 amino acids.
GAGCAGCGGCACUGUCAGGAGUUGGGGCUGGGGUGGGGCGUUCAGGAGUCCGGGGGUCUGAGCCUGGCCGUGCAGGAGUCAGGGCUGAGCCCAGGGUUGCAGGAGUCAGGGGUGAUUCUGGGCCUGCGGGAACAGUAUCAGGCGGCUGGAGAGGCCAGGCCAGGGGUGCAGGAGCAGCGGGCGGCUGGAGAAGCCAGGCCAGGGGUGCGGGAGCAGUGGGUGGCCAGGGAGGUGAAGCCAGGAGUGUGGGAACAGUGGGUGGCAGUGGGAACAAGCCCAGUAGUGCAGGAGCAGUCGGUGACCAGAGAGUCAAGGCCAGGGGUGCGGGAGCAGCGGGUGGCUGGAGAAGCCAGGCCAGGGGUGCGGGAGCAGCGGGCAGUUGGAGAGGCCAGGCCAGGGGUGCGGGAGCAGCGGGUAGUUGGAGAGGCCAGGCCAGGGGUGCGGGAGCAGCGGGUGGCUGGAGAAGCCAGGCCAGGGGUGCAGGAGCAGCGGGUAGUUGGAGAGGCCAGGCCAGGGGUGCGGGAGCAGCGGGUGGCUGGAGAGGCCAGGCCAGGGCUGUGGGAGCAGUCAGUGACCAGAGAAUCUAGGCUGGGGGAGCGGGAUCAGCGGGUAGCAGUGGGAAAGAGGCUGGGGGUGCGGGAGCAGCGGGUGGCAGUGGGAGUGAGACCGGGGGUGCGGGAGAAGUGGGUGGCGCUGAGAGAGAGGCCGGUGGUAGGAGGGGUGAGGCCAGGGCUGCGGGUGGCCAGAGGGACGAGGCCGGGAGCACGAGCACGGGUGGCAGCGAGGGUGAAGCCAGGAGUGCGGGUUCGGGUGCCAGGAGGGGUGAGUCUGGGGUUACAGGAGGAGCAUCUGGUAGAAGAGGGGAGCCUGGGAGUAGAGCAGCAACCUCAGGAGGAUGGAACAGUGAGCUCAGGGGUUCAGGAGCAGGGUCUGGCUCUGGGAGCCCCCCAGGAGGAGGGUCUGGCUCUGGGAGCCCCCCAGGAGCAGGGGGUGGCCCUGGGAGCCCCCCAGGAGUGGGGAGAGGGCCCGAGGGUGCAGCACCAGCCUGAAGGGGAAGGGGAGGUGAGCCCAGGAGUGCAGGGGGGCCAGCAGGGAGAGCAGCACCAGCAGGAGAAAGGAGGGUUUGUCAGGGGCCUGCAGGAGAAAGGGGGCCUGAGGCUGGGCCUGCAGGAGGAGGCGCUCAGGCUGGGUGUGCAGGAGGAGACGCUCAGGCCUGGGGUGCAAGAGCAGUCUCGGGAGCCAGAGUGGCUGAGCCCAGGUGUGCAGGAAGCCGGGGGGACCCUGGGUGUGCAGCAGCUGCAGCGCAGGGAGGGGAGGCGGCGAGCAGCACAGGUGUAGGGCGUGAGAGGAGUGAGCCCAGGAGCCUAGCAUGGUCUCCGGCCCAGACCCUUAGCAGGGUACCAGCACCAGCUGGUGAACCCAGGAGAGUGGCCUCAGCGCUGGCACCGCCGCUAGCCGGGGAGCGCAGCACCACCCUCAUCCCGUGAGCGUGGCAGUGCAGCGCCAUCACUGGAAGUCAGCAGGAGAAGGUGGGGGUGAGCCCAGCAGUGCCAUCCCUUGCCAGCGAGCCUGGAGCAGCCUGAGCAGCGCCUAUAGGAGGAGCCUGGAGGGGUGAAUCCUGGAGCGUCGUGGCCGUAACACCGGCGCCCGUCUGGGUGGCCGGGAGUAUAGCAGCAACACCACCACCCUCAUCAUUCAUGCACUGAGCCUGGGCACCAAACAGCACUGCCCCAUUGCUACAGUGAGCUUUGCACUGUAAAGCCGCAUGCAGUGAGCCUGGUCAUGUACACCAGCAACAGCUGGAGCCUGCAGUGACUCUGGCAACAUGUAGCAGCAGCAUUUUACUAGCUUGGAGUAUAGCAGAAGCAGUGACGCCUGGCAGCAUGCAGUGACGCCUGGCAGCAUGCAGUGAGCCAGGCAGUGUCCAGCUGCAGCACUGUGCAGUGAACCUGGCAGCAUCCACACAGCAGCAUCGCUACCAGCUUGGCCUUCCUGGAAUAUAAGAGCAGCACCUUUCCCAUGCAGUGAGCCUGGCAGUUGGUACCCUCUCCAGCCUGGCAGCUUGCGAGUGCGGCAGCAGAGGAAGGAGGUGAUCCUGUGGGUACAGUGGCAGCGCCAUCGCCAGCCCAGCGAGAGAUGGUGGGGAGCUUGGAGGGCAGGAACUGGAGGUAGAAACUGACAGACUGAGUCUGGCUGAGCCCAUGGGCUGGAGCAGCCAGGCCCCCUCCCUCGACGGACGUGCUGGUGAGUCGCAGGGCGCCAGCCUCUGGAUCGUGCUGGGACCCCCCUGGGAAGCAGAUGGGCCGGGAUUAGCGCUGCUUUAGGACUCGGCGGGGGGGGCCCAGUCCUCUGUACAACUCAAAAGACUCCGGGAGAGGCUGAAACGGACUCCCUUCCCGCCCCCUGGAAUAUCCCCUCCGCCCUCUGACCAGCCCCCUGGGGUUCGUGGAACCAGACGGAGCAGCACCCUAGCCUCAGACGCUGCCCUGUAGCAUGGAGUCGGACGAGGGCACAGACUGGCUCCUGGAGCUCCUGACCGAGGUGCAGCUGCAGCAGUACUUCCUGCGCAUCCGCGACGACCUCAAUGUCACCCGCCUCUCGCACUUCGAGUACGUCAAAAAUGAAGAUCUGGAGAAGAUCGGCAUGGGGCGGCCUGGCCAGCGGCGGCUGUGGGAAGCCGUGAAGCGCAGGAAAGCCAUGUGCAAGCGCAAGUCGUGGAUGAGCAAGGUGUUCAGCGGGAAGCGCCCCGAGACGGAGUUCCCACCCCAGCCCCAGCCCACCUUCCCCAAGCUCUCCAGCCCGCCGCCCGCCGAGGAGGGGCAGCAGGCCCUGACCUGCCUGAUCAGCGAGAAGGACCUGACGCUCUUCGAGAAGCUGGGGGACGGCUCCUUCGGCGUGGUGCGGCGCGGCGAGUGGGGCACACCCACCGGCAAGACGCAGCUCAGCGUGGCUGUGAAGUGUCUCAAGACGGAUGUGCUGAGCCAGCCGGAGGCGCUGGACGACUUCAUCCGGGAGGUGAACGCCAUGCACUCGCUGGACCACCGCAACCUCAUCCGGCUCUACGGCGUGGUGCUCUCGCCCCCCAUGAAGAUGGUGACGGAGCUGGCCCCGCUGGGCUCCCUGCUGGACCGGCUGCGGAAGAACCAGGGCCAUUUCCUCCUCUCCACGCUGUGCCAGUACGCCGUGCAGAUCGCCACGGGCAUGGCCUACCUGGAGUCCAAGCGCUUCAUCCACCGUGACCUGGCUGCCCGCAACAUCCUGCUGGCCUCCAGCGACCUGGUCAAGAUCGGCGACUUCGGACUCAUGCGGGCGCUGCCCAAGAACGACGACCACUACGUCAUGCAGGAGCACCGCAAGGUGCCCUUCGCCUGGUGUGCCCCGGAGAGCCUGAAGACACGCACCUUCUCACACGCCAGCGACACUUGGAUGUUCGGGGUCACCCUCUGGGAGAUGUUCACCUAUGGGCAGGAGCCGUGGGUCGGCCUCAGCGGCAGCCAGAUCCUCCACAAGAUCGACAAGGAGGGCGAGCGGCUGCCGCGGCCCGAGGACUGCCCGCAGGACAUCUACAAUGUCAUGCUGCAAUGCUGGGCGCACAAGCCCGAGGACCGGCCCACCUUCGUGGCCCUGCGCGACUUCCUGCUGGAGGCCCAGCCCACGGACAUGAGGGCCCUGCAGGACGUGGACGAGCCGGAGAAGUUGCACAUCCAGAUGAACGACGUCAUCACAGUCAUCGAGGGCAGGGCUGAGAAUUAUUGGUGGCGGGGUCAGAAUAAGAGGACCCUUAAAGUGGGGCAGUUCCCGCGAAACACGGUGACCUCCGUGGCAGGGCUGUCGGCCCACGACAUCAGCCAGCCGCUAAAAAACAGCUUCAUCCACACUGGCCAUGGAGACACCAACCCACAGCACUGCUGGGGCUUCCCUGAUAAGAUCGAUGAGCUGUACCUGGGAAACCCCAUGGACCCUCCCGACGUGCUAGGCGUGGACCUGAACGCAGCCAGACCCACCCAGCUCCCGAGCCGGGCGAAAAGGGAUCCACCGCCUCGGCCACCGCAGCCGGCGAUCCUCCUUACGAAGCCCUCCUACGACCCCGUCAGCGAGGACGACUCCCUCUCCACGGGCCUCAAGCGGCUGUGCCUGAGGAAGCCGGGCCCCCCGAAGGGGCUGAAGCUGGUGAAGCCGUCGGCCUGGGUGUCGGGCACCAAGGUGGGCGAGCGGCAGCUGAGCCGGGCCAAGGGUGGGGGUCUCUCUUGUGGCGAGGCGCCACUGAUUGACUUUGGGGACGAGCCGCCCCCCGCCACCCCCUCGCCGGUCGGGGAGCUGGGCGCCCCCUCCCUCGCCAGGCUGGCCAUGGAGGCUUUCUCCCUGCUGGACAAGACGCCCCCCCAGAGCCCCACGCGGUCGCUGCCCCGGCCCCUCCACCCCACCCCGGUGGUGGACUGGGACGCUCGGCCCUUGCCCCCGCCACCGGCCUAUGAUGAUGUGGCGCAGGACGAGGCCGACUUCGAGGUGUGCUCCAUAAACAGUAUGGAGGGGCUGGUGGGGCGGCCAGCCUGGGACGAGGACGAGAAGGCGCCGCCGCUGGAGGACAACCUCUUCCUGCCGCCCCACGGGGCCAAGCAGCCCAGCCUGGAGCAGACCACCGAGAUCUUCCAGGAGCUGCAGCAGGAGUGCAUGAAGCGGCUGCACGUGCCCCGGAGCCCUGCGCCCGGCCCCGGCGAGGACAAGCCGCAGAUCCCGCCCCGCGUGCCCAUCCCGCCCCGGCCCCUGCGGAGGAACGAGCCCGGGCGCUGGUCGGGGGAGCUGUCCCCGGCCUCAGGGGGCGAGGAGGACCGGCCACCCCAGAUCCCGCCCCGCGACCCCUUAUCCCAGCCCACCUCCAGGACUCCCAGCCCCAUGGCUCUGCAGGUGGGCUCCCCGCAGCAAAGGGCCAGCCUCUGCUCCCCCUUGGCCCUGGCCGCCUCCCUCUCCACCUCCCCGGGCAAGGCCAUGCCCACCACGCAGAGCUUCGCCUCGGACCCCAAGUAUGCCACGCCCAAGGUCAUCCUGGCGCAGGACAAGGACAGCGCCAGGGGCCCCUGCAUCCUGCCCAUUGUCAAGGACGGCCGGAAGGUGAGCAACACCCACUACUACCUGCUGCCCGAACCCCCGGCCUACCUACACAAGUACGAGAAGUUCUUCAAGGAAGCCCGGAGCCCUGAGGAGCCGGCGUCCCGCGUGGUCAGCACCGCCACCGUCCGGCCCAUGGUGCAGCAGCCCAACUGCUCGGCCAACAACAGCAACCCUGGCCCCCGGGGGGCGCUCAGGACCUCCUGCAGCGUCCAGAACAUCAUCUACGACAGCAGCAGCGACGGCUGCCGGGCCGCCGAGAAAGUGCGACUGGUGCAGGAGAUGGUGCACGGCGUGACCACCGAGGAGUGCCAGGCUGCCCUGCAGAACCACGGCUGGAACGUCCAGCGGGCCAUCCAGUAUCUGAAGGUGGAGCAGCUUUUCUGCCUGGGCCUGAAGACCAGGGGGGAGUGCCACCGGGUCCUGGAGAUGUUCGACUGGAACCUGGAGCAGGCCAGCUGCCACCUGCUGGACCCUGCCAGCGCCGCUAGGCAGAAGCGGUGACGGCAGCAGGCCGGGAAGCUGAGUCAGACCUGGAGCGGGCACCUCCCGCCCCACCUCCGCGGUGCCUGCCCCCCACGUUGGAUUGAGCUGGCCGGAGAGCCCGGAGCUUGGCAGAGAACCUGACCGGGGCUCGGGACUGGCAUGGGGCAGCCCCCGGGACCCCGCUGGGGGUUGCCCCGGAGCUCGCUGGAGAAUUGUUUUGUAAAGAGAAAUGUAAUUUUAAUAUAUAUAUAUAUAAAUGUUCUAUUGGAGAGGAA